Molecule: messenger RNA, 2280 nt
Organism: Wallemia ichthyophaga EXF-994
Lineage: Eukaryota; Fungi; Basidiomycota; Wallemiomycetes; Wallemiales; Wallemiaceae
Product: Kinesin-like protein KIF20A
Exons: 5
Coding region: 1-2280 (759 amino acids)
Biological process (GO): microtubule-based movement
Cellular component (GO): nucleus; kinesin complex; microtubule
Molecular function (GO): microtubule motor activity; ATP binding; ATP hydrolysis activity
Source: RefSeq, a predicted model, not a curated record
AUGAGGACGACGCGAUCACAAACGAAGAAAUCUCCAACCAAUCAAUCUCCUUCGAAAUUGCCUUUGAAAUCUAAUCAAUCUUUUGUUUCUCCUACACUUGGACGGGCUCAAGCUACAACAGCAACUGCUGCAACAAACGCAGCGCGUAGAGUCGUCGUCGCUGAAGGUCAAAAGAGGCGUACCACUACAAAUCACAAAGGUAAACUGUCUAUCGCCCAAUACUCGCCAGAGAAGGAGCCUAUCAAGACUUAUUUACGAGUUAGAAAUCCUGACGCUGGAACUAGAGACCGCUCCCUUAGUGAUCCUUAUUUACAAGUCAUUAGCCCAACUCAAGUUGAGUUGACAGCUCCCUCAGAUUCUUUGUUAGGCGGCAGCAGACUCUCACUUGGCGCUGGAAUCAGCUCAGAGAGAUAUGCCUUCACAAAGGUAUUCCAUCCAAACCUCUCUGAUAUGCCUUCAACCGCCUCGAAAGAGAAGAUGCAAUUGUCUUCUUCACAAUCAGAUUUCUUCACUCAAACGACUCUUCCACUCGUUGAAGAUGUUCUUCUCAAGUCUCAGAAUGCUCUCUUAUUCGCUUAUGGUGUCACAAACUCUGGUAAAACAUACUCAAUGCAAGGUGGCCAAGGUGAAGGUCAGGAGGGCAUCAUUCCGCGCACUUUGGAUGUCAUUUUUAACAGUAUCGGUGAUUUGAAAGCCAAUCACGAUUUCAGACCAUCAAAGGUCUCAGCCGUGGAAAGCACCCGCCACUCUCCACACGCUAGCUUACUCUCUGGUUUAUCUGGACAUCGUAAUCAGCAUGCUCAAUUCUUCCACGAUGUUUUCCCUGGAAAACCUAAUCCUGUUUCUCAAUCCGAGGACACGUCUUUCAAUCUUGACAAAAACUACAAGUACGCAAUCUGGAUUUCUUUUGCUGAAAUUUACAAUGAGAAGGUUUAUGAUUUGCUUGAGAGUCUGCCAUCCACCUCCAACUUACACCCCAGCAAUAGCGUUGGUAGCAUGGGUACUGCUACUUCAAAGAAAACAACCAUAGUCGUUAAGCGUAAAGCGCUUGGAUUGAGGAGCGAUAGAGAUGCUGACGCCAAGUACAUUGAAGGAUUGAGAGAAGUUCGUUGUGACACCCCUGAGCAAGCAAGAGCCUUACUAGAGCUUGGCACACACAACAGACAAGUAUUCUCGACACUCGCAAACCGCGCUAGUAGUCGUUCACACUCCAUCUUCAACAUUCGCGUGAUGAGAGUGAAUAGUGGAGCACAGAAGGAUCCGAAUGCAGUUUCGUUUUCUCGUUUCUCACUGGUCGAUUUAGCUGGUUCUGAGAGAAGCAAAAACACUGGCAAUACAGGUGAACGUCUGCGUGAAGCUGGUAACAUUAACAAGUCUUUGAUGGUUUUGGGUCAAUGUAUGGAGAUCCUCCGUGCUAAUCAGCGUCGUCAGGAGAAUAAGAAGCCAGCACCGGUACCAUUUAGACAUUCCAAGUUGACAGAGAUAUUCCAAUCCUUCUUUGUCGGAGACGGCAAGGCAGUAAUGUUGGUGCAUUGCAACCCAUUCGACACAUCAUUCAUGGAAACGUCCCAUGUAAUGAAGUUCUCAGCUGUAGCUCGCGAUGUCAACGUCUCAAAAGCGCCAUCAACCUUGCUUCCUAAGAAGGUUAACUCUACCAUCAAAGACACAUUAGGUGCAAUUAGAGAGAGGAUCGGACAUACGCCAAGCAAUAGCAGUCAUAAAAGUAUCAAAAGUAGUGACGAGAGCUUGAGCGAUAAAUUCGUCAAUGUUCAAGUGGGAGAUCAAAGCAUAGCUAUGGAGGACGAAGCGGACACAGAUAACCGUGCAACAGAUGAAGAGGGUAGUGAGAUAGACAGCGACGAUGAGAACGAUCCUUUCACAGAAUUCCUCUUUUCUGAACUCCAAGACAUGAAGGAAAGAUGGCUUGAAGCUGAGAUGCGUUGUGCGGAGAUAGAAAUGGGAACCAGAGAGGAGUGUCUUGAGCUGAUGCGUGAGCAAUUGACGCUACAAGAGGUAGAGUUUGCGGAUAGACUUAGAACGGAAUCAGAACAGAGUGAGAUUAACACCAACAAGAAGAUUGAGCUAGUCAAUCAAUUGCACGUUGCAAGUCAGCGCAGAAAAGACCAGGCGAAAUUCGAAGUGCUAGGUGAGGAAGAUGAGGAUGCCAUGAACAACAGCAUGAUUGAUAAGGAGAAUUACGACGAAAGUGUGUUCAACACACCCACAGUCAAUCGAGACGGCAAAAUAACAGACUAUGACGGUAAUCAGCUAGUCAAAUAG